Molecule: messenger RNA, 897 nt
Organism: Lactuca sativa (garden lettuce)
Lineage: Eukaryota; Viridiplantae; Streptophyta; Magnoliopsida; Asterales; Asteraceae
Biological process (GO): DNA repair; telomere maintenance
Molecular function (GO): DNA helicase activity
Source: RefSeq, a predicted model, not a curated record
AUGCCAUCAUCUGAUAUCCUUGCUGUGAUUGAUAAUCGACUGUUACUUGAAGAAAUGGCUUACAAUAGAGAAGAACUACACAAAGUGCUUAAUCAAUUUCUGCCACGAUUAAAUACACAACAAAUAUCAAUUGGGAAAGUGGUUCUAGUUGUUGCUGCAUCUGGAAUCACAUCAUUAUUACUUCCAUCUGGAACAACCACACAUUCAAGAUUUAAGAUUCCAAUAGACAUGACAAACAAAAAAUCUUGUGAUAUAAAAAAGAGAGCAAUGUUAGGUGAUCUCAUGUGUCAUACAUCACUUAUUAUAUGGGAUGAAGCACCAAUAAGUGACAUAAGAUGUUUUGAAUAUCUCGACAGGUCACUACGAGAUGUUUUAGAAUGUAAGAAAAAACCAUUUGGUGGUAUUUCUGUCCUCCUUGGUGAUGACUUUCGACAAACACUUCCAGUUGUCCCAAAAAGCACACGUUAUGAGCUAACGACACUUACACUACCAAAAUCAUAUCUACGGCCUCUUUUUGAAGUUAGAAUGCUUACGGAAAAUAUGCAUUUACUUUCCAAUACAAAUGCCGAGACAUACACAAUAUCAACAAUGGAUUUUGCCAGUUGGCUUCUCAACAUUGGAGAUGGUUUGCUUGGAUGUCCAGAUACAGAUGAUCCGGACAACACAUCUUGGGUUCAAAUUCCAGAAUCACUGUUGAUCCCACCUGGACCAAAUGCGUUACAAGAUCUUAUACAAUUUGUGUAUGGAGAUUGUAUACUCACCAACCCAACUGCCAAAGACCUUUUAGAAAGGGCAAUUGUUUGUCCAACAAAUGAAGUGGCAGAUAAGAUAAACAACAUGAUCCUAAAAACUAUCACAGCUUCCGGUUUAGUAUAUAACAAUACAAAUUCAAUGUAG